This is a messenger RNA of Yarrowia lipolytica CLIB122, 681 nucleotides long. RefSeq lists its product as uncharacterized. The record is from RefSeq and is a predicted model, not a curated record. Gene Ontology annotation, biological process: tRNA splicing, via endonucleolytic cleavage and ligation. Lineage: Eukaryota; Fungi; Ascomycota; Dipodascomycetes; Dipodascales. Gene Ontology annotation, molecular function: tRNA 2'-phosphotransferase activity.
AUGCCUCGACCCCGACGAGAAAUGACGCCUGACGAGGAGUACUCUCGCAAACUGUCGUACAUCUUGCGACACGGCGCCACCAAGGAAAAGCUGCCCAUUCGAGAAGACGGAUACUUGUCUGUAGGUGUGCUGCUCAAUAGAGCUGGAAUCAAGGGGAAAUGGAACCUGGAAGACACCAAGCGGGUUGUGCGAGAUAACGACAAACAGAGAUACAAGCUCAUCUUUGAGCCCACAGAAAAACAGCCCAAAGAACCCACAGACCCCAACGAUUGCACGGGAUACUGGAUCAGAGCUAACCAGGGACACACUAUCAACACCAAGGUCGAGAUGAAGGCUCUCAAGACCCCCGAGGACUUCCCCACUCUUGAGAUCUUCCACGCCACCUCGAAACAGGUGCUUCCCAUUGUACUUAAGGAAGGAUUGUCCAAGAUGAAACGUCAACAUAUCCAUUUGGCUACCGAUCUAGUCACCGAAGGAGGCUCUGUGGCUGGAAAGCGACUUAACAGAGAGGUGUUCAUUUACAUCAAUGUUCCCAAGGCUCUGGAGGCCGGAAUCGAAUUCUUCCUGUCUGAAAAUGGUGUUGUCUUGACUGAGGGUAAGGAUGGAAAGAUCUCUCGAGAGUUCUUCAGUAAGAUUCUGGACAAGAAUAACCAGCCGGUUGACUUGGAGGCGUUGGCAUAG